GAUCAGCCUCAUUAAGUCCUCCUCCUCCACGCUCUCAUCCAGAACUACAUCACCAGCAGCGGUGACAAAUCACGCGCAGGUUUGCAGCCCACCUCCCCUCCUCCACUCUCGUAGUAAAACACGCUCCGUCCGCGCAGCGCGUCGCCGAGCAGACGCGCAGAGUGGCACAUCUCCAGCAGCAGGCCUACGCAGUGUGCGUCUCCUGUCCGGACUGUUGGAUCUGCUGUCGUUUGUGAAAGCACGGCUUGUGCCUCACGCUGAACUGAACGGAGAUCUUCAUAGUGACGCGUUUUUCUUUCUGCACCCCCCCCCGAGGAGUGCUUGCGUACCUUUUCCCUUUCAUACACCCUUUCUCAUCUGUCGCUUUGAGUUGUUAGAGAGCCCGCAGAGGCGAACAGGACAGCAUGGCAAUGGUGCAAGGCUGUCUGACGGCAGGAUGAUGCGUUCCUUCCUAUUCCCCCUCUCUGCGCUUUGACUUUGGAGGAAUGGGCUUCUCUGUCGGAGCUUUACCUGAAGCGUUUUUUCUCUCAUAUUUGGACAUGAGCAUACCCCGGCUUUCUUUCUGUGUGUGUUAUGGGCAGCAUCUUGUGCCUUCUGGUCCAGCUCUCACCUUCCUCCUCUCAUCCUCCUCCUCCUCCGCGCGUGUCUAAUUGGAGCGACUGCGAGCAUCUUAAUUGAAGGGAAUCACCCACGUCGGACACAGACCUCUCAUCACGCUCUUUUUUGUAUUGAAUCAGCGACACACACACACACACACACACACACACACACACACAGACUCUGCUCUUUGUGGAUGUUUUUGUCUACUAUAGGUGCUGCUGUGUUUCUCGGUUCUACCCUUCAGUGACAAUGCCGGUGCACGCGCUGCCCCGCGGUGGCGGCGUUGGCAGCAGCAGCCUCGGCGGCCCCGGGUCCCUGAGCCCGGCGUCGCUGUCCCGCAGCCUGUCCCGGCUCAGGGAGUACCGGACCCGGACGAGGAUCAUGCUGGCUCUGGGAGUCUCUCAGAUGGUCCUGGGGAGUCUCAUUCUGGCCGUCAGCUUCGCCGCUCUGGCUCUCACUACAUCUCCCAGAGUCCGUCACUCCUGUCCUUUCUGGGCUGGCUUCUCUGUGCUGCUCUCUGGACUGAUUGGAGUGGUGUCAUGGAAGAGGCCUCUCUCUCUCGUGAUCACGUUCUUCAUGCUGCUCUCAGCUGUGUGUGUGAUGUUAAACCUGGCGGGCUCCAUCCUCUCCUGCCAGAACGCUCAGCUGGUCAACUCCCUGGAAGACUGUCAGCUGCUCAAGUUUGACAGCGAUGGAGUGUGUGUGUGCUGCGAGCUCCAGCAUCAGAGUUCAAGCUGCAACAACCUGGGAGAGACACUGAAGCUGAACCCACUGAGGGACUGCAACACAAUACGCCUCCGUCUCAAGGAGCUGCUGUUCAGCGUGUGCGCCCUUAACGUCAUCUCCACCAUUGUGUGUGCUCUGGCCACAGCCAUGUGCUGUAUGCAGAUGGUCUCCACUGAUGUGCUGCAGAUGUUCAUGCCGCACCGAGCUCGAGCCCUCAACGCGGACUGUAUGACCCCCCAUGGAACCAUCCUCCACCAAACACUGGACUUUGAUGAGUUCAUUCCUCCCAUUCCUCCACCGCCGUACUACCCCCCAGAGUACACCUGCACCCCCUCCAUGGACGGACAGAGAGGCCUGCACCUGGACUUCCCACAUUCCCCUUUCAGUGCCAUCUAUGGGGUUCCCAUCAACAGCCCAGGAACACUGUACCCAACUGACCUGCCUCCUCCAUACGAGUCUGUGGUGGGGCAGACUCCGGCCAGCCAGGUCACCACCAGCAAUGAGCAGCAGGCCACUGAAUCCAGUCUGUGUGAGAGGAACACCACAGCAGGACUCAGCACUCAGGCCUCCGUGGACAGUGCGUCACUGAUGGUGUCAGAAGUGGCUGAUCAGGACCAGACGUGCUCCUCAGAGGACUUGUGCUCCCUGGAGGUUCAAGGUUCUGACUCCUCUCCCUACGGCACACUUCACACAACCGCCAUCAAUGGAAGCUGCCCCAGCCUGGAGCUUUGUUCCAGAGCCCCGUCACGCAAUCAUCGCGGCGUACCCAACACUGACACUCGACCAAGUGAUACAGGAUACAGCGAGUCCUCACACACUCAGGACUCUUUGGAGCGCUCCCCAGACUGGUCUUCAGAAAACUACAGCAACCUGGAGGACUCUACAGAAACACAGCCGUGUGAGGACCACAGGGCCGCAAUGCACAUAUGUGACGAGCUCGCAUCAGCCAAACAUAUUCCAGAGGAGCCCCCUAAAGCGUCAACUCACUCCCUCAUUAAAGCCCGGAUGAUGAGCCGGAAGCUCACACUCCCCGUCACUCUCCCCCCGCCGCCUCAACCCUGCUCCCCCACCUCUGUGGCCUCCUCUGGGGGGACUUCCGCCAUCAGCCCUAUGGCUCCUUCUCCUUCCCCUUCCCCUCCCAGCAGGCCGCGCGGCCCCAGGCUGUGCUUCAGUGUUUGGUCACCGUCAUCCGCGUCACAGCCUGCCUCUACCUCAGCUCAAAGCGGUGUCUCGCCCUCAGAGAAGCCACGAGGGCUUCGAGCAGCAAGGAGGUACCGCAAACUGGCACGCAUUGUCCGCUCUACCAGCGACCCCAUCUCCUGCUCCUCUACGACAGGAAGAGAAAAUUUAAGCUGCGCUUCUGCAAACAACCCUGCUGCUGAGGAUUCAACUCAUGCAUCACCAGAGCAAGAGCAAACAAACAUCACAGCAGAUGUAGUCGCAGCGAAACACAUAUCUGCGAGGAAGCAGCAAAAGGAGGGCAGGAAAGUCGACAUCCACCUCAAGCCCCGAGCCCUGCACACGCACUCCUCCCACGAACGCCCGCACUCCCUGGCUGAUCUCAAGAUGUACAAAGACACCAAAAUACUGGUGGCAAAGUUCCUGGAGCACUCCAGCUGCAGUCUACCUCCUGAGGUCCAGCAGGUCGUCAACAACAUCAAGUGUGUCAUCAAGUCGGAUGAGAAGCACAUGGAGGAGGCUAUUUUUAGUGCCAAUGUCAUAGAUCAGGUGAUGACUCAGCGCAUCAGUGGCAGUCCCAGGAAGCGUGGACACGAGGAUCUUCACCUUCAAAGCUGCGGCGCUUUAAGUUCAUCCCCUUCAAUGCGCCGUCCAAAACACUUUCAACAAACAACCAACGCCUCCACCAACCUCCUGGACUCCCCAUCCUCUGAACAAAGCCUUGAGUGCAGAGAAACUAUUCUCUGACCCUUCUCCCAACAAGGACUAGGUUCAAACCUCUGAGGGCAUUUCACUGAGUGGGUGUUGCAGCCAGGCUUGUGCAGUGCAGCACAUGUCUGUAGAGUAAUGAAUAACUCAUACGGCGCUGAAAGAUCAGAUGUUUUCAAAGUGUGACUGCAGCACAGGCAAACUGAAAUGAUCUCACAUUGUAUCUCUUAGUGCCCUGUGAGACCGUGCCAAGUCAUCAGCAGAAACGGUAGCAAACUCGGACUGAGCCUGCCAGUGUCUGUAGUGGCUUCUUUCUCAUCACAAAAACAAAAGAAUGUUUCUCCCUCAGGGGAUCUUUUCUACUCAGCUUCAUCUCAUAAAAAAGAAACAAACACACAGCGGAUCUGUCACAGAGAGACGAGCAAGAUUGUGUUAUCAGUAUUCCUCUUGUCCUCAUAAGAAGCAGAAAGAAAUAUGUUUGUAUUAAACUGUGAACUGAACCGACUGGGCGUCACUUGCCUUUGUUUGCAGAGUUUGUGGAGCUAUUACUGAUCGUUUGGUGAGUAUUUUGUGGUGCCGCUGGUUCAAGAACUUCACAGAUGUGGAUUAUUUAACUUACCUCAUUGUGUUACAAUUCUUAUCAGUGUUACAAUAAAACAUGAGUUUGUA
Molecule: messenger RNA, 3882 nt
Organism: Notolabrus celidotus (New Zealand spotty)
Lineage: Eukaryota; Metazoa; Chordata; Actinopteri; Labriformes; Labridae
Gene: entrep2
Product: family with sequence similarity 189 member A1
Exons: 12
Coding region: 850-3252 (800 amino acids)
Cellular component (GO): membrane
Source: RefSeq, a predicted model, not a curated record